Rhizoctonia solani is the source of this 3396-nucleotide messenger RNA. RefSeq names its product beta-1,4-D-glucan cellobiohydrolase. Lineage: Eukaryota; Fungi; Basidiomycota; Agaricomycetes; Cantharellales; Ceratobasidiaceae. The record is from RefSeq and is a predicted model, not a curated record. Bases 1 to 3396 code for a protein of 1131 amino acids. The transcript is spliced from 21 exons.
AUGUGGGGCUCCUUGGUGUUUUUGUUCACCGCAGGUGUUGUUAGUGUGGGGGCCCGCGUAUCAAACCAAGACCUGGGCCUUGCCUCUUCGCUGGGCCCGGUGGUCGAUCUUGGAUAUGCAGCCUAUGUUGGUAACACUACUUCUCCUGCAGGCCAGCCCAACUCUUCGGUGACUUUCUUCGGCGGUAUUCCCUACGUGCAACCACCUCUCGGAGACCUGAGAUUCCGCGCCCCAAAAGACCUUAAUGAGCAAUAUAAUCCUAACAGAACGGUAGUGGAUGCAAGAUCCUGGGGGCCUACUUGCGUACAGCAGCCCGCAACAGAGGGAGUAGGAGCUGAAGGCAAGCUGGCUUAUUUGUAUUCUCCAACUUCUGCAAAAGCCGGUGCCAAACUCCCGGUCGUUGCCUAUAUUCAUGGUGGUGGUUUCUUUUUUGGGAGUUCGCCUCAAUUUCCUAUGUAUGAUUGGGUGGCUCAGGAUCAGAACGUUAUCGCUGUUUCCAUGAACUAUCGAUUACACUUAUUCGGAUUCUUGGAUGGACUUGCUGUACGGGCUGACGGUACCCCGAAUGCUGGACUCCUUGACCAACGAGCGGCGUUGCUUUGGAUCAAACGCCACAUCAGUAAGUUCGGAGGAAAUCCAAACGACGUCACCAUCGCCGGUGAAUCAGCAGGUGGCGCGUCGGUAGUGCUUCAAUCCACAGCCUGGGGCGGAAAGUCGCCGGUUCCGUUCAAACGUGCCAUCGCUCAGUCAAUUGGGUUAUACCCACUUCCCCUGGAUAGUGAAAUAGAGGGCGUUUUCAAUAAUGUGACCACUGCUGCCGGAUGUCCUGCUUCGGGCUCUGAAGCAAUGAGAUGUUUACGAGAGGCCCCCCUUUCGACGCUCAUCAAGUCUAUUAAUAAUGUUCGAACAAACUUUCUGGCGCCCACUAUUGAUGGUCCAAACGGAUUUCUCCCUGACCUCCCAUCGCGUCUUAUUGCCCAAGGCAAAUUCCGCCAUGACGUCGAUCUUGUCGCUGGACACAUGACAAACGAUGGACGAAAUUUCGCUGGAAAUCCUAGGAACGUGAAAACGGAUGCAGAUAUUGUCACAGCAAUUUUGAAUCGUUACAGACACAUGACAAAUGCAACUCUGGAGAAGGUUUUGAAGUUAUAUCCCGAGGCGAGUGUACCCGGGUCACCCUUUGUUGACAACUACGACCGUGCGUGGUCGAUAAUGCAGGAUACUGUUUUUGGAUGCAUGGAUCAGCACUGGGCGAAUGCAACAAGGGCAUUAGGGCGUAAGAACGUAUAUGCAUUCCGGUUCAACGUACCUAAUCCAGUUACACUGGCCGUGAAUCCGUGGCAAGGUGUUAUGCACGCUUCUGAUGUGUAUUAUCUAUUUAAUGGCGCGACUGGAUCAACACCAUUCUUUGCCCCUUUUAACACUACACAGGCGCCAGUAGCCCAGGAGAUCAUGCAGUACUGGACCUCGUUUACACGCUCGGGCAACCCAUCCAAGUUUAAACGCUCUUAUUCUCCUGCGUGGCCAGAUUAUAUAGGCGAUCGCCGGAUAGUUAUGAGCGAGGAUGUUGGGGGGAGCGGAAAUCACACAGCGAGCUUCGUUGAGAAAAUUCCGGUUUACGAACAAGAACGAUGCAGCUUCUGGAUGAGUCUGAAUGAAACGAGGUUUCAACGUCGACACGCGCUAUCACACCUCUUCCUCCAUAUAUCUAAAUACUACCGUGUAUCAAAGUACUAUAUUCAUAUUCGGUCGAAGGUCAUGUCCUUAAGCGCUUGGAGCAUCGGAGCUCAAGAGGCCGUUGCCAAUCUUACUUCUUCACUGGGACCUGUCAUUGAUCUAGGAUAUACAGCCUAUGCCGGUAAUUCUACCUCACCCACCGGUCAACCAAAUUCAACCGUCACAUUCUUUGGGGGAAUUCGAUACGCCCAGCCACCUCUUGGGGACUUACGAUUUCGUGCGCCAAAGGAUCUGGAUGAAACAUACAACCCGAGCCGAACAGUGAUCGACGCGAGAUCUUGGGGUCCUAUUUGCGUACAGCAGCCCGCCAAAGAGGGGCUUGGUGUAGAAGAUUGCCUUAGUUUAAAUAUUUGGAAACCAACUUCUGCUAAAGCCGGUGCCAAGCUUCCAGUAAUUUUUUAUAUACAUGGAGGCGGAUUUUAUGCUGGGAGCUCACCUGACUUCCCCAUGUACGAUUGGGUUACUCAAGAUCAGAAUAUUGUAGCUAUUUCGAUUAACUACCGCUUAAAUCUGUUUGGCUUUCUGGACGGAACGGCUGUACGGGCCAAUGGAACGCCCAACGCUGGACUUCUGGAUCAACGGGCUGCGCUAUUUUGGAUUAAGCGUCAUAUCAGUGCGUUUGGAGGUGAUCCUGAUGAGGUCACCAUCUCCGGUGAAUCAGCUGGUGGAGCUUCGGUGCUGCUUCAAGCGACUGCAUGGGGAGGAAAGGUGCAGGUUCCCUUCAAGCGCGCCAUUGCCCAAUCAAUAGGGCUCUUUCCCCUCCCACUGAACCAUGAGCUGGAAGGUAUUUUCGGCAAUGUUACUAGCGCAGCCGGAUGCCCGGCCUCGGGAACCGAGGCUAUGGCUUGUUUACGCGCCGCUCCUCUUUCAGAAUUAAUCAAAUCCAUCAAUAGCGUGCGGAACAACUACCUUGCGCCUACCAUAGAUGGACCCAACGGAUUCAUUCCGGAUCUUCCGUCACGUCUCAUUACCCAAGGAAAGUUUCGCCGUGGGAUUGAUCUUAUCGGCGGGCAUACAACCAAUGAUGGAAGAAACUUUGCUGGGAAUCCCAAGAAUGUAAACACCGACGAGGAUGUUAGGACGGCGGUUACGAACCGUUAUCGGCAUGUGACAAAUGCUACUUUGGAUAAGGCUUUGCAGCUUUAUCCGUCCCCGGGUACUUCAGGGUCGCCAUUUGUAGACAACUAUGAUCGCGCUUGGACAAUUAUGCAAGACAUCAUUAUGGGAUGCAUGGAUCAACAUUGGGUAAAUGCAACGGUCAAGACAGGUCACAAGAAUGCAUAUUCAUAUCGGUUCAAUGUUCCAAACCCCGUUGAUUUUGCGGCGAAUCCUUGGCGAGGUGUUGGCCAUACUUCUGAUGUAUAUUAUAUGUUCAACGGCGCAACAGGUGGGACAUUCCACCCAUUUAACACAACUGAAGUCCCAGUAGCAGAAGAAAUUAUUCAAUAUUGGGCAUCAUUCUCGCGGGCAGGUAAUCCAUCCACAUUCAAACGGGCAUAUUCCCCGAUAUGGCCACCAUAUGCGGGAAACAGUCGGGUAGUCAUGAGUGAGGACGUGAGAGGAAACAGCAAUGGCACGGCUAGCUCGGUAGAGGCUGUCCUAGCCUAUGAACAACAACGCUGCCAAUUUUGGAUGAGCCAGAACGAAACGCGAGUGUAA